AUGCGACUCGGUGCUCACGGAUGGUGUUUGGUGUGUGUGUAUUCUGGGGCAGCGAUGCGGUGGCUAUCAACGCACACGUCCCAUCAAGUCGCCGCAUUAUCGUAUCUGCUGCGCGACCCACGUGAGUUCCCGGUGGUGAUCGUGGCAGGCCGCUCUUUCAGCGCCUGCACAACACUGUACCGCACUCUCCCCACUGCCACGUACACGGCUUACAACAGUGAAACGGCGCUUGACGGAGGCACUGCUGAACGCAGUGCCACCUACCCAGAUCUGCCGCAUUCAUCUUCAGUACGUUUGGUCCCACAUACUUCUGCCUUCCUCGGCCCCGAACUGUGCGAAGAGAGAGAUGCUUACGUGGACAUCAUGCAAGGAGCUGCAGAGCCAGUGGGUGCCGUGGAUACGGAGCCUUCGCUGGAUGCUGACGAUGGGGACGCCGCUGCGUUAGAUAAGUCUGGGAGAAUCGCUCGAGACACGCGGGACGAGGAGGGGAUGCGACGAAGCAUUGCAUCCUCUUUUACUGAGCAUUUUCUCUCGUCCAUUGACGAUAUGUGGCAUCCACAAUCGACGUAUCGAUCCGGCGGUGAGACAGCACCGAUGCAGGCCUCCGGCGAGCUACAUGCACGGCUGGUGCACCACGGUGGGUUUCACGGUAUCGAUAGUGACUUCCUCGUCUCUCGCCACGACGUAAAGCGCGGGGCGCUGGUGCCCCGUGUUCAUUGGGUGGUGGCACGGUGGCUUACCGACUAUAAAGUGGAUGCUCGAAAAGCGAUAGACGCAUGGAGCAGCGUGCUGAGUCACUCGCGCCCCGGCGAGGUCGUUUCGCUUGUGCUGUUUGUCAACGUGGAAGUCGUCGACAUUGACGCACUCAUUGGGAUUGGGGGCGGUCACAGGCUUCAGACAGGGCUGAAUCUGAAAUGCUGCGCGACGGUUAAUACAACGCUGCGCCUUGCCUCGCCUCCGCCGUGCGGCUGCGCAGCUUGCGCUGCCGUCUGGUGGCCCCUCUCCGCUCGUUCGUCGCUGUGGGUCUCCCUGCAUCCUCUUCAUGCACAAGCAACUAUCCUUGCCGAAUCCUCCUUUGCCUGCGCGCCAUCGGCUGAGGGGACGGGUGCAACGGCACUCGCUCGGAGGGAAGGCAUGCAGAUCGGUGCCGCAGCAAGUCUACCGCGGCGAAGGCGGCACGUCGAGGUUGCCAUCGUGAAUUGCUGGGAUACGGCGAAUCGAGAAGCGGAGGGAGGGCACACAGCUCAUUUCAUCGCGUUGACAGCAAGUGCUUUCAGGCAUUUUUUUUCCGUGGUUCCCACAGAUCUGCAGACGCACGACCACCGCCCGCGUCCUGGGCAUGGUCAUCUUCAGAGGAUACCAGAUCCGUUGCCCAAGUGGCAGUGGGUGUUGCACAAGGACAGCGCACCUUGUGCUGUACCAUCGUCUGGGGCAAUGCUGUCUCGUGCGUUGCCGUACCUGGUGGUAAGUGACGCAGAGGAGCAGCAGCGGGAGCACCAACGGGCAACGCGGCGCAACGCGGUCGAUGCAGCAACUUUGCAAAGCCUGAAUUCCGGUGUUCUUUCCGCGGGCCUCUCCACAGCAGUCUGUGACCCGACUAGCGCGCCGCUUCCAAGACCACGGUACUUUACCACCCUUGUUUCUGAUGUUGGAUCGCUCCUUGCCUGUGAUGGGUGCCUGUCGGAUCUCUUUGUGUUAGAGUUUCAGCCCGCACUGCUAGAGGCGGAGGAGAGCUUGCAUUAUCAGCGUUUGAUGCGGACCAAAAUUCCUCGUAGCGAUACGGGUUCAACGUUGCGCCGCUAUCACGCUCGCCUGGAGCUUUUGUCAGCCGCUGAGAAGUAUGUGGCAUCUGCCCUCCCCUCCACUUCUCUGACUCGCGAUUUUUUGAAUCGCGCUAUGCGGUUUCUCUACAACUGCGGUCGCGGUCGUGGUGUUCUGGCGUGGCCGCUCAUCGAUCCAGCGGAGGGCCGUCGUUGCCUUCGGGUUGGCUUCACCUUGAGCUAUGAAUUCCACACGAAUCCCCUAUUUUUUUUUCAGCACCUUCGCGGGACGGCACGAACAGGUCGCGCUGGGGAAGCCCGAAUGUACCGCCCUGCAUCCGGCGAUGACCUAGUGUCGUCCCCUUCUGCUGCUGGACCUGGGGAAUCUCAGCCACCGCUCGCUAUAGAAACAGUGAAAGAAGUUAUUUGUUACAUCCUCAUGAACAUGCGGAGACUCGGUUGGGUCUUGGUCUGGCAAGAAGAUCAUCAUCGCUGGCCAACCGCGGUGCCGCCGCCGCAUAUGCACCCCAACACGAAUACUUUACCCUUUGAUGUCUCGCUGCGCAGAUAUCCAGACUUGGGGCGGCAGGCGCGGAUUGCCGCGUCGCUGGAGAAGUGGCGUCAAGAGCAGCUCCGACACAGCAGCAAGCGAUAUGACGUGGACGUCUCUGCUAAGGCAUUGAAGGCGCCUGCAUCCCACCAAAUGGUAGAGCCGACGAGGAUGGCGGCGGAAGGCGCGGUGACAGCGUCGCCGUACACUAGUCUCGAUGUGUGGCAGGCCGCUCUCAUUCCUGAGGACGCUGGCGUUUAUCUGUGGGAAGGCCAAACGGUGUUUCUGGAUGACGGCUGCCCAGGGGUCAUCGUUGAAUUCCGACCUCCGCCAGAGGAGCUGUUUACACCGGUCGAGCAUCACCCAACAGAGGCGAAGCGCACGUACUGGCGCGAGCAGCAGCAGCUGCACGCCGACUUCAUCCGCUUUUAUCGCUGGCGCUGUCGCUGUUGCGCUGCGGCACACCCGCGACAUAUCACGGCCGCCUUCACUGGCCUUCCGCAUUACGUAAGGGCACGAGAAAUGGCGCGCUUUCCUGUAGUCAAGCUGCUGCAUGCAUCUGCAACUGGUAAGCGACUACUUGUGCAAGUGUUGCCGAGACGCACAAUGUGGUAUCAUAUCGCGUACCCGCGCGUGCGUGUCGUGAGUGCUGCGGAGCAGAAGCGCUGGCACGAAGCACACGGUCAGACGGUGUUUGCGGAGAGUGAGCUCCAAGACGAGGUCCGGCUGCUGUCCGCUACAGGCGUUGACGGCCGCAGUGCGUCGAGCGUGAUGUUGUUGCGGCUUCCACUUUCCCCAUUUCGUAUUGAGGUGGCUGCGUCGCUUUUUGUCUCCCGUGUGAUGGAGCUCUCCAAGUUACCCGGUGGCUAUGAAGCACAGCAUGCUCUCUGGCACGCCACCUCUACGAACACGAGGCGAGCUGUGCUUCAGCGUUUGCACACAAAGUGGGCGAUUCAUCAUGGGAAUACCAUCGAGAAGUACGGGUCGGCUGCUCAACGGCUAAGGGCGGCGCAACAGCUUGGGCACAUUAGCUGGAGGUCGUUUGCCGCGCAGCAUCAUUCCACGGCGGCUCUCUGUUUCGCUGGCAGCACCGCUCGUCACGACGCUGCGUUGCUGUAA
Molecule: messenger RNA, 3429 nt
Organism: Leishmania braziliensis MHOM/BR/75/M2904
Lineage: Eukaryota; Euglenozoa; Kinetoplastea; Trypanosomatida; Trypanosomatidae
Exons: 1
Coding region: 1-3429 (1142 amino acids)
Source: RefSeq, a predicted model, not a curated record